AUGGAGGAAAAAAUUACAGUUCAAGUCAAUGAUGAUGAUACGCCCGUCCUUAUCAAACUUACAUUAGAUGCAAAACUUGCCGAGAUACGUAAAAUACUUGCUGACAAGCCUGAUAUAAGAAUGGGCGAUAAAGUUUAUUUUUUGGACCUAUCUCGCAAAUAUAAUCCAAAAAUACCGCAUGAAGACGAAGAGGAACAUUGUUUAAAAGAUAUUCUUGGCUGUCAUAAGAAUUUAAAGAUCACGGGUAAUAUCGAACCACAAUGGACAGAGAUUAUAGUAAAUAAUUCUCUUGAAUAUGGGGUAUUUUUUAAGGAGGAUGGACCGGAAUAUGCUACGAAAAGAAAAGCUUUCAAGAUUUUACAAGUUCCCGAGUCUAUUUUACCGGAUCCAAUUAGUUUUGACAAGGAGAGGAUUUGCAAGACAGAAAUCGAUGAAAUUUAUUUGAAAAAUUUAUUUGCAACGACAAAGUUCGGAGGGAAAUUGCCACACUUUCCUUCUAUUGCAACAACUGAUGGCUCUUACAUCUCGAAAUCCGAGAUCCACAGAAACAAUGCAAAAUUCGAGAGAUACUGUACGUCAGUAAGAAUAAACGCAGUAUUUAACAUGACCAAAACUGAAAUUGAACCCACAGACGAAUUCGUUUCGGCAGUCGAUGAGGCACUCAAAUCAAUAGAUCCAUGCCAAUCUCUUAAACAAGUUACCGAAGCUUUUGGAGAAUAUUGGUGUGAAGAAGUUAAGCUUGGUGGAAGCAUUUUAUAUGUUAAUAAAAAAGAAUCAAAAGUUAAAGAAACAGCUGAUUCUAAAGAUCAAAACGCAUCUGCAGGUUUAAAUUCAAAUGAUGCUAUUCAAGUUGGAGCAAGUAUGGGAAAAAAUCAAGAAAAAAAGACUUCGAAUUCAUUGGAAAAGGAAUAUUCAUUUAUGAAAAUACGAGGAGGCUCAGAAACAAAACUUCACAAGAAAGGUAUUCCUGAAUGGCUAAAAUCCCUAAGGAAUUAUAAGAAAUGGCGUGUGAUAGAAUAUUCGAAAAUUCAUUCCAUAUUUGAUAUUCUUGCUAAAGAAAAACAAGAAAAAGUAGCAGAAGCUUUUGGAGAGCGAAUUAUUGAUUCGCAAGUUCUAAAAUUAGAUAUCAUAAUGGACAUUUCUAAACCGGAUCCAUUUGUAUAUGAGAUCCCGAAAAAAUAUGAUUUAACAAACUAUAAAAUUUUUAUUACGGAAAUGAAAGAUGAUAAAUCUGAUACAAUAUUUGCAUCUCGAGUUCAUUAUUAUGCCGAUAGCGAUAAAAAACAACCAAUAAUUGCCGAUAGCGAUAAAGACCAAUCAGUAAUUGCCGAUAACGAUAAAGAGCAGCUAUUAAUUACCGAUAACGAUAAAGAACAAUCAUUAAUUGCCGAUAACAAUAAAAAACAACCAGUAAUUCUAUUGCAUCGACUUGGAAAGUUAAAAAAACAAUCAGAACUCCGAAAGUUUUCAGUGAAAUUGGGUUUGAUCUUACUCGGUACAUCAACCAAAUUGAAUCUUCCUGGGCAAAAUUCCUCACAGCUAGAAUUUGAGAGCGGUGAAUCACCAAUCACAGUGAAUAACGCGAAUAAUAAGUGCUCAGCAGAUAUCCCAACACACCAAAUUAAUCUAAAUACAAGUCUUUUGGCCACUUUUGUUUCAAGAUCAAACGAUUUGCAUGAUAAGUUUCCUACUUCGAAACAUAUUGCCAGAGCCCAUUUUGUUAAUAAAAACGAUUCCAUUGAAGCUUGUGCAUUUUACUAUGAUCUUGAAAGUAGAAAACUGGAUUAUCAGUUUGCGCUAAAAGAUAGAACUGUAGAGUUUUUGAUCAAUUACAGUAUAAUUUCUGGACAAGUAGGAGAAAUUAAAUUUGGCCGGGCUCCAAUAAAGAAAUUUACCAAAUCUAUAAGCAGACGAUUAACUCGUUCAAAAAGAUUCAAAAUUCUAUUCGAUGACUAUCUUGAUUUAGCUCGAAAGUCUUGCUUAGAAAACCCGAUUUUUGUUAAUUUGCUCCUUAACGAAUGUCCAGAAAACUGUCCCCAUGGAGUCUUUAAUAUUACACUUGAUCAUGCGGCAUUUAAGACUAUUAUUAAUAGUUCGGGUUUACAAAGUGCACAAAUAGCAUAUUUUAGUGUUCAAACUUUUAAAGAUAAUGAAUAA
Ambispora gerdemannii is the source of this 2157-nucleotide messenger RNA. The record is from the annotation of a GenBank genome assembly. NCBI's taxonomy places the organism in Eukaryota, Fungi, Glomeromycota, Glomeromycetes, Archaeosporales, Ambisporaceae.